Rhododendron vialii is the source of this 1872-nucleotide messenger RNA. RefSeq names its product gallate 1-beta-glucosyltransferase 84A24-like. Bases 108 to 1565 code for a protein of 485 amino acids. The transcript has 4 exons. Gene Ontology annotation, molecular function: UDP-glycosyltransferase activity. The record is from RefSeq and is a predicted model, not a curated record. NCBI's taxonomy places the organism in Eukaryota, Viridiplantae, Streptophyta, Magnoliopsida, Ericales, Ericaceae.
CCAUUCCCUCUCCACACCAGAAAAAUAAAAUAAAAAAACAAACACAAAACGUAGACCCCUCUCUCUCUCUCUCUCUCUCUCUCUCUCUCUCUGAAAACUGGUAGUCAAUGGGCUCGGAAGCUCUAGUUCAUGUGUUUCUUGUAUCAUUUCCCGGCCAAGGGCACGUCAACCCUUUGCUUAGGCUAGGAAAGAAACUGGCUUCCAAGGGUCUUCUGGUAACUUUCUCGACGCCAGAGAGUAUCGGAAAAGAGAUGCGGAAGGCUAGCAACAUCACCGACGAGCCCACUCCCGUCGGCGAUGGUUACAUCAGGUUCGAGUUCUUCGAAGACGGUUGGGCCGAAAACGAGCCGAGACGCCAAGACCUAGACCAAUACCUCCCGCAACUCGAACUCGUCGGGAAACAGCUCCUCCCCAAAAUGCUCCAAAAACACGCCGAAAACGACCGGCCCGUAUCCUGCCUGAUAAACAACCCCUUCAUCCCGUGGGUCUCCGACGUGGCUGACUCCCUGAACCUCCCCUCCGCCAUGCUGUGGGUCCAGUCCGCCGCCUGCUUCUCCGCCUACUACCACUACUACCACAACCUCGUCCCAUUCCCGUCCGAAUCCCAAAUGGAAAUCACCGUCCAAUUACCCAACAUGCCCCUGCUAAAACACGACGAGAUACCCAGCUUCCUCUACCCCACCACGCCGUACCCGUUCCUGCGGAGGGCAAUCAUGGGACAGUACAAAAACCUGACCAAACCGUUCUGCGUUCUCAUGGACACGUUCGAGGAGCUGGAGCGGGACGUGAUUGAGUACAUGUGUAGGUACUGCCCAAUAAAGGCUGUGGGGCCGUUGUUUAAGAACCCGGAGGCGGCGGGGAAGGGGUCGAGGGCGGUGAAGGGGGAUUUUAUGAAGGCGGACGACAGUAUUAUUGGGUGGUUGGACCACAAGGAGGCGGCGUCGGUGGUGUAUAUUUCGUUUGGGAGUGUGGUGUAUUUGAAGCAGGAGCAGGUGGAUGAGAUUGCGGAGGGGAUUUUGAGGGCUGGGGUUUCGUUCUUGUGGGUUAUGAAGCCGCCGCACAAGGAUUCGGGGUAUGAGUUGCUGGUUUUGCCGGAGGGGUUCUUGGAGAAAGCAGGUGACAAGGGAAGGGUGGUGCAAUGGAGCCCACAAGAGCAAGUCCUGGCCCACCCAUCCGUGGCCUGCUUCGUAACCCACUGCGGCUGGAACUCGACAAUGGAAGCCCUAACCAGCGGAAUGCCGGUGGUGGCGUUCCCACAGUGGGGCGACCAAGUCACCGACGCCAAGUACUUAGUCGACGUGUUCAAAGUCGGUAUCAGAAUGUGCAGGGGGGAGGCCGAGGACCGAGUCAUCCCGAGGGACGAGGUGGAGAAGUGCCUGAGGGAGGCCACGAGCGGUCCGGUGGCGGCAGAGAUGAAGGCCAACGCCUCGAAGUGGAAGGAGGCCGCGGAGGAAGCGGUGGCGGAAGGCGGCUCCUCCGACCGCAACCUGCAGGCUUUUGUGGAUGAUGUUCGGAGGAGAAGUUUGGGUAUCGCGUUGAAGUCAAUCCCAGCUCUUGUGGAGUAAUAAAGUUUUGUAUGCGUGUGGUGUGGAUUCUAUGGAAAUUGCAUGGUAGGACACGUGUUGGGUAUCGAAUGGAAGCGGCCGUAAUCUAAGUGUUAAAUAAAUGUCAACGGACAUUACGGGACGGUAGCCCACCACAUAUCAGCCUGAUCUUCUUUCUCUUUCAGCUUUAGAAUCCUCUAUUUUGUUGUCAUCUCCUGCAUAAAAGGCGUGCUUGGGUCGCUUUUCUUUGUAAUCCCCAAUAUUCUAUUUUGUCUUAAUAAUUGUCUCCGUACUUAAUAUUUAUUAAUGUGGUUAUGAUUUUGUUGUA